Messenger RNA from Cooperia oncophora, 768 nucleotides. Lineage: Eukaryota; Metazoa; Nematoda; Chromadorea; Rhabditida; Trichostrongylidae. The record is from the annotation of a GenBank genome assembly.
AUGGAUAUGGGUUCGCCUAGGCUGGACGUUUCUAGGUAUCAAAGAGCACUGGAUACACAUCGUGCGAAGGGAGAAAAUGUUCGAGCCGUGCUCAUAAUUAAUCCUCACAACCCCCUCGGUAUAGUGUUUCCGGCUGAAGACGAACAAUGCUUGUGGUUUGAGUCUUUCACGUCGUGCGUCUUUGGUUCAUCGACAUUCAAAAGCUUCCUCACUUAUAGGCAUCGGGUUAUGAAACCGGAAAAUGUUUUCUAUUUGUGGAGCCCGAGCAAGGAUUUCGGUAUUCCGGGUAUGAAAAUAUCUGUGGUCCAGUCAUCGUCUCCGAAACUCUUGAAAUCGCUGUCACGACUUGAACUCAUCCACCCGGUAUCUGCUUUGGCUCAUGACGCUGCGUCAGCUCUACUUUCUGACUUCGAAUGGCUUCGAAGUUUCCACUCCUUGAAAUUGGCGAGAUUGUCAGACCAUUACGACCUUCUUGCAAAAAGUCUCCGAGAAAUUGGUCUCGAAUUCACUCCUGCAGUCGCUGGCUGUUUUGUGAUGAUCGACUUUAGAAAGCACCUCCGCUCACAAACAUUCGAGGCAGAGUUGUCUUUAUGGCAAUCACUAUGCGAUCGUGGAGUGAUGCUAACCCCUGGACAGCACGUACUCUGCCCUCAGCCGGGAUGGAUGCGAUUGGUGUUCAGUUGCAGCAGAAGUGAACUUGCUGAAGGACUAAAUCGAUUGCGAACGUUCUUCAAAGUCUCACCCGCAAGGACGUCUGCUGACAGCUGA